UGUAGGCUUGUCUCUAUCUCUGCUGUGAUCAGCGUUCUCUCUUGUAGGGAAGGCGGAAAAGCCAGCUACUGGUCACAGGGGCGGAUCCAAGGCGCUCGGGCUUGUCCCCAUUGCCGCUGCCACGGGCGCUUCCUCCAAAUCCCCAGCUGGAGCUCGAGAUCUUGCGCCAAUGAGCGAGAAGGAGGAGGAGAUGAGAGACAAACAGGGUCCGCAGAUCGGCACGGUGGGAGCGCUCGGCCUCUCGGUGAUAUCAUCCGUGGCCAUUGUAAUUUGCAACAAGGCGCUCAUCACUACGCUGGGAUUUAACUUUGCGACCACGCUAACUGGCUGGCAUUUGCUCGUCACGUACUGCUCCCUCCACGUCGCUCGCUGGCUGAAGCUCUUCGAGCACAAGCCGUUCGAUGCGAGAACUGUGAUGGGAUUCGGCGUUCUAAACGGCAUCUCGAUUGGCCUCCUCAAUCUCACGCUUGGCUUCAACUCGGUUGGAUUCUACCAGAUGACCAAACUCGCGAUCAUUCCUUGCACAGUGCUUUUGGAGACGGUGUUCUUACGGAAAGUUUUCAGUAAAAGCAUUCAGCUUGCCUUGCUGCUACUUCUCGUUGGUGUGGGAAUUGCCACCAUAACAGAUCUCCAGCUUAACGCUCUUGGUUCUGUUUUAUCCGUCUUCGCGAUUGUCACGACUUGUGUUGCGCAGAUCAUGACCAACACUAUUCAGAAAAAGUUCAAAGUUUCGUCCACGCAGCUACUAUACCAAUCUUGCCCUUACCAAGCUACAACGUUGAUACUUACUGGUCCUUUCUUGGAUGGCCUUCUUACUGGGGAAAAUGUGUUCGCUUUCUACUACACCUACAAAGUUCUGCUAUUCAUCAUCCUUUCUUGCUUGAUUUCCGUUUCUGUGAACUUCAGCACAUUCCUUGUUAUAGGGAAGACGUCGCCGGUGACUUACCAAGUCUUAGGCCACCUUAAGACGUGUCUCGUUUUGGCCUUCGGGUACAUUCUGCUGCAAAAUCCUUUCAGCUGGAAAAACAUUUUUGGUAUUGCGGUGGCGGUGGUGGGAAUGGGUGUCUACUCCUACGUUAGCGUUCUAGAAAACCAGCUAAAGCAAAACGAAAUUGCGACAACUCUUCCUCAGGUGAUGAAGCAGGAGCAGGAUCCUUUGCUGCACGAGAAUGGAAAUGGAACAGCACAAAAGGAUGUCGAGGAACCUGUGACAACGUGGAUCAAAUCUGACUCAGGAAAAGAUUUUUGAGGCUCUCAUCGUUGCUCUAUAAUUGUAGAUAAGGUGGCGAUGCUAGCUUUACAGCCAGUGCACGUAAAUACAUUGCAUGGCUCGAUAACAAGCUUUUGUGCUUCUGCGAAGAAGAAUGCAAGAUUUUUUGUAGAAUUUGAAAGGUCUUCUUUUGCUAA
Messenger RNA from Selaginella moellendorffii, 1407 nucleotides. Its product is annotated as UDP-xylose transporter 2. Gene Ontology annotation, cellular component: Golgi apparatus. Lineage: Eukaryota; Viridiplantae; Streptophyta; Lycopodiopsida; Selaginellales; Selaginellaceae. Gene Ontology annotation, molecular function: antiporter activity; UDP-xylose transmembrane transporter activity. Bases 170 to 1249 code for a protein of 359 amino acids. The record is from RefSeq and is a predicted model, not a curated record. The transcript is spliced from 9 exons.